GGGUGGGAAAGCAAAAGAGGCGGCCAGCAGUCACCUCUGUUCAGUCGCCGAAGCUGUUGAGGAGCUCCAAUAAUGUUUGUGCUUUUAUCGUGAUAAGUUUCAUUCAGCGGCUUUGUGUAAUUUAUUAGAAAUCAAUAAUAACAAUAAUAAUGCUGGAGGAAGAGCUGAAAGUCCCCGAAGAGCUUUUUAAGGACGUGAAGUUUUACGUCGUCGGAGAUAUCGAGCCGAAGGUGGUGCAGCUGCUAAAGUCAGGGAAGGGAAAGGAAGUGUCCUACAUCGCCCUUGCCACGCACAUCAUCACAGAGGAUGGGGACAACUCGGAGGUCAGCGAGGCACGCGAGGUCUUCUUCUUACCUGUAGUGAAGCCCUCGUGGGUGAUUCUGUCGGUCAGAUGUGGAGACCUGCUGCCCGUUACAGGUUUUUCUCCUGAGUCGGGGCAGUUGUUCUCUGGAGUUCGGGCAUGUUUACCCCACCUGAAGGAGGAUCUCAGCACCCUGUGGGCCUUUAUUACAUUUUAUGGAGGAGAGUGUCAGCUGAAUUUCAACAAAAAAUGUACACAUCUGGUGGUUCCUGAACCCAAGGGGGUGAAAUAUGAAUGCGCGCUGAGGCACAGCGGGAUUAAAAUCGUCACCCCGGAGUGGAUCACCGACUCGGUGAAAACCAAGAGCAGGAAGGACGAGCCGCUUUACCACCCGAGACUCACCUACUACGAGGAAGAGGAAGAUGAUGAGGUCAGCGAAGAUGAAAAUGAACGUAGUUCGUGCUCGGAGGGCAGCAAGCGCUCCAGCCCCGCCUCCUCACGAGGGGCGUCGCCUUCCAGGCGCCCACGCUCACCCUCGCCCAAAGCCGAGGUCAUGUUCGACGACUCGGACGAAUCGGAUAAAGAGAUCAACCUCAACUGGACGCUUUCUAAGCACCGCCUUCAACCAAGCAAAGACACGGCACUCAUUAACUUGUGUGACAGCGUUCCCCCUGUGUCAGGUAACGCCCAGGGGGCGGAGCGUCCAGAGAUGAUUUCUGGGUUGAACUCUGGGCCACGCCUUUUGCGAAACAUAAACAAGAGCGGAGAUCAGCAGCCGCAGCAGCAGCUGCCUCGGUCGUCCAACGUUGCACAUAUUCUUCAGAGUCUGACUGCUAAAAGUGUGACAGCGCAGGGGACUCAGAACCAACCUGGCAUUCCCAGUCAGCUGCUUUUUAAUACCACGAAACCUCCACCGCACACAGCAACACAGCUUACUCCAGAAGUGCAGCAGCAGUUACUCCAGCACCAGCAACAGCUGCAACAGCAACAACAGCAACAACAGCAACAGCAACAGCAGCAGCAGCAACAACAGCAACAGCAGCAGGCACACCCGAUUCCUACACAGCAGCAGCAGCAGGCACACCCGAUCCCUACGCAGCAGCAGCAGCAGCAGCAGCAGCAACACGCACAGCAGCAGGUGCUCCAACAACAUCCAUUAAUGCACCUGCAGCCACAGUCCAUGCAAAUACAUCACCUGCAGCAACAGCAGCAACAGGCGAAUUUUUCUCAAAUGCCACAGCAGCCACAUCAGUUCCUCCCGCAGCAGAUGCACCAGCAGAUGUACUCGCAGCAGCAGCAGCAGCCGCACGGCUUUCUGCAGCAGCAACUCCGACCGCCGCCGCCGCCGCCGCAGCAACAGCAGUUUCUUCGAACGCCCUUACAGCAACAGCAGCAUGCAUUACAGCAGCAGUUACUGCAGCAACACAGGCUCCAGCUGCAACAACAGCAGCAACAACAGCAAAAUCAGCAGCAGCUGCACCAGCAACAUUUGCAGCAGCAGCAGCAGCAGCAGCAGCAUUUCCUGCAACAGCAGCAACAGCACAUGCAUCAGCUGCAUCAGCAGCAACAGUUACAGCAGCAGCAGCAGCAGCAACAAAUGCAAAAUACGCAGACUUUGCAACAUCAGACCCAGACACCGCUGCAGCUCGUGCAGCCGCAUCAACUGCUGGGGCAUGAACCAGGGCAGGAGAUUCCUGAAGAUGGCUUCCUGGUCGGCUGCGUCUUCGCCAUUGCAGAUUAUCCGGAGCAGAUGGCUGAUAAACAGCUCCUGGCCACAUGGAAGCGGAUUAUUCAGGCAUACGGUGGCUCGGUGGACUCGGCUUUGAAUCGCUGCACCCACUUACUGUGUGAAAGUCAAGUCAGCAGCAUGUACCUGCAGGCUUUGAGGGAAGGCAAGCGCUGUGUUACAGCUCACUGGCUCAACACGGUGCUGAAGAAGAAGAGGAUGGUUCCUCCUCAUCGCACACUCCAUCUGCCCUUCAGUUUUCCUCCAGGAGCCAAACCCUGUUCUCAGCAUAUUAUUUCAGUCACUGGUUUUGUGGACAGCGAUCGAGAGGACCUGAAGCUCAUGGCCUACUUAGCUGGAGCUCGCUACACGGGAUACCUGUGUCGCAGCAACACUGUUCUCAUCUGCAAAGAGCCAAGUGGGCUAAAGUACGAGAAGGCGAAGGAAUGGAGAAUCCCGUGUGUGAACGCUCAGUGGCUGUGUGACAUCCUGCUGGGAAAUUUCGAGGCUUUACGGCAGAUCCAGCACAGCCGAUACACUCAGUUCAACUUGGCUGAACCUCUCGCUCCUAACACACACCUUGUCCAGAACCUGCUGGCUGCUUGGAGAAAUCCUGUAAAAGUCUCGCCAGAAGCCUUAGUGAGUCUCCGUCUGCAGCAGAAACAGAAACAGGCAGAGGGUUCCUCGCAGCCACCUGCCAAGAAGCCCAAAAUAGAGGAGCUGCCCACACCGUCUAAAAAGCUUCCCCCGGAGUCAACCCCGUUCGUUUUCUUUACUGGUUUUGAACCUCAGCAGGCCCAGCAGUAUAUAAAGAGACUUUAUGAGCUCGGUGGUGAAGUGGCAGAGAGCGCGCAGAAGUGCACUCAUCUGGUGGCCAGCAAAGUGACGCGCACGGUCAAGUUCCUGACGGCCAUCUCUGUUGUUAAGCACAUCGUCACUCCUGAGUGGCUGCAGGAGAGCUGGAAAUGCCAGAAGUUUGUGGAUGAAAAGAGUUACAUUCUGCGGGACGCAGAGGCUGAGGUGCUCUUCUGUUUCAGUUUGGAGGAGUCACUGAAAAAAGCUCAUGCUGCUCCACUCUUCAAGGGUAAAUUCUUCUACAUUACACCGGGAAUCUGUCCGAGCCUCAGCACCAUGAGAGCCAUCGUCGAGAGCGCCGGGGGGAAGCUGCUGUCCAGACAGCCGUCGUUCCGUAAAAUCAUGGAGCACAAGCAAAACAAGAACCUUCCGGAAAUCAUCCUCAUUUCAUGCGACAACGAUCUGCAUCUGUGCCGUGAAUAUUUUCUGAAGAACAUCGAGGUGCACAACGCUGAGUUCAUCCUCACAGGAGUACUGACGCAGACGCUGGAUUAUCAAUCGUAUAAAUUCACAUGAUCAGGAGGACGUCCUCUGGAAGAGAACACUAAACACUCUCUUGAAUGGUCGAUGCUGAAGGUUUCUUUUAUAUUUAUAUAUAUGUAUAAAAGAAAGACAAUACUUUCAGUUCUUUUUUUGUACCUGGUUGAACCUUUUUUUUUUUUUUUUUUUUAAAGAAAUUACUGUUGAAAAAAAUAAAUAAAUAAAUCGCUGUUAUUUUUUAAUGACUGUUUUAAAUUAUGCCACAUUUUUCCUGGAUUGUUUUCCCUUUUUGGAAUAAAAGUCUUAUUACUGUGA
Molecule: messenger RNA, 3677 nt
Organism: Silurus meridionalis
Lineage: Eukaryota; Metazoa; Chordata; Actinopteri; Siluriformes; Siluridae
Gene: paxip1
Product: PAX interacting (with transcription-activation domain) protein 1
Biological process (GO): positive regulation of transcription initiation by RNA polymerase II
Cellular component (GO): nucleus
Source: RefSeq, a predicted model, not a curated record